This is a messenger RNA of Exophiala viscosa, 1941 nucleotides long. RefSeq names its product amyloid beta protein binding protein 1. Gene Ontology annotation, cellular component: cytoplasm. Gene Ontology annotation, molecular function: NEDD8 activating enzyme activity. Gene Ontology annotation, biological process: protein neddylation. The transcript has a single exon. The record is from RefSeq and is a predicted model, not a curated record. The coding region runs from base 168 to 1784 and encodes 538 amino acids. NCBI's taxonomy places the organism in Eukaryota, Fungi, Ascomycota, Eurotiomycetes, Chaetothyriales, Herpotrichiellaceae.
GUUUGUCUGCGGUGUAGUUCGUGUGCUGCAACGAGCCCUAUAAACUUGUAACAAACCUUGUGAAAGACAGUAAAGGCUACCGGGGAUGUCUCAGACUCGUACGUCCUGCGACUUACGGCGACGGUGACGCCUCGUCUCUGAAACCUCCAUCACGCUGUACAACAGCCAUGACCGAUGCCGAAAUCGCACCUCGCGAGGUCACUCCGCCUCCGCUACAGGCUCCUACGGCUAAAGAGAAGAAAUACGAUCGUCAACUACGAUUAUGGGCUGCCUCUGGUCAGAGAGCACUAGAAGAGUCUCAUGUCUUGCUGGUGGUCGGCGAUGAGCCUCAAGGAUCCAACAGCAGUGUCGCCGGCGUUGAGGCUCUGAAGAAUCUCAUCCUUCCAUCCAUUGGGAACUUCACAAUUGCCGAUUCGGCAAAAGUCACAGACGCCGAUCUGGGUGUCAACUUCUUCCUGGAAACAGACAGUCUACACAAGUCAAGAGCAGAAGAGACGAAACAUCUCCUGUCAGAGCUGAACCCAGACGUAACAGGUCAUGCUAUCACCGCACCACUAGCAGAAUGGCUUCCUGUCGAAGGCUCUCUGACACCGUACAACCUCGUUCUCAUUUGCGCACCGAUCCAGCCAGAGAUCCUUCAACGGAUAUCCUCGUAUGCAACGGAAAGGUCAAUACCCAUAAUCUCCAUCCAAUCAGCCGGCUUUUACGGUUCCUUCUCGAUACAACUGCCUCACGAGUUCCCCAUUGUCGAUACCCAUCCAGACCCUGAGAGCACGCAGGAUCUCCACCUCCUCGCUCCCUGGUCAGAACUAGAAUCAGCAAUAGAUUCACUGGGUGACCUCUCUGCACUGUCAGAUCACGACCACGGUCACAUUCCGUACAUCCUCCUCUUGUUAUAUUACCUGAGAGAAUGGAAGUCAAGUCACAACGGCUCCUAUCCUUCGACGUUCAAGGAAAAGACAGAGUUCCGUGAAUUGGUUCGCUCAGGUGCAAGGACGAACAGUCCCGAAGGAGGCGAGGAGAACUACGACGAAGCAUGUGCGGCAGUAUUAAAGAGCAUUGGCCCUCCACCCGUGGGUAGUGGUUGCAAGGAGAUGAUGUCUAUGCCUACUUGUACAGAUCUCAAAACAGAGUCUGCAAACUUCUGGGUCAUUGCACAUGCGAUCAAGACUUUCUAUGACGCCCAUGGAGUCCUUCCGCUUCCUGGAUCGUUACCAGACAUGAAAGCGACCAGCUCGGAGUACAUACGACUGCAGGGUCUCUAUAAAGCGAAAGCGAGAGCCGACGUCGCUGAAGUCGCUAAGACUGUCCGCCAACUCGAGGGGUCUCUGUCGAGGUCCACCCGAAUCGAAGACUCGGAGAUCGAAGCAUUCUGCAAGAACGCCUCUCACGUCCGUGUCCUUACGAACCCGAACAAUGAACGCGUUCCAUCUCUCCGAUUGGCCACAUCUGAUGCGAAGACUCUCGCAAGACUGCCGAGUCUUGUCGAAAAUGAUUGGGAGGGCAUGUUCGCUGUCUUUGUAGCAUUGAACGCGAACAUCAACCCUGAGAAUCCUAUUGAUGUCACUACAUUAUCGUCCGAUGCUGAAACACAGGAGAACUACACCAAUGCCAUCACAGAAGUUGAGCGAGUAUCUGGUGGUGAACUGCAUAAUAUUUCAAGCGUUCUUGGCGGUAUGGUGGCACAGGAGGCGAUCAAACUGCUUACUAGGCAGUACGUUCCUGUGGAUGGGACAUGCGUCUUUGAUGGCAUCAGAAGUAAGACCGGGGUCUUCAAGAUCUGAUCUGACCCCGUGAGGGUCGAAGACAAGGUGGUUAUGAGAGUCACAUACCAGUGAACAUGCUUGAUGGCCGUACACUAGUCAUGACAUAAGCAAGGCAUUCGUCCAAGUAGCAUAGACGGACAUGACCAAUGGACGAGAUAGCCGCGAGACGUUUAUC